CUGGAGGUGGAACUGCAGUUUUGAUCUCUUACCUGAAGCCUUUAACGUCAUGGCAAUUACAUAAAAUCUUUGUCUGGUUCUUGAACUGUACUGGUCAUCUAAAUCUCCGAUCGGCAGUGCUGGAUUAUGGGGGAUGCGGCGGUAGCGAAGCGUCGGGAGCAGCUGACUCGUUGGUCGGGCUCAAGUACGGAUAGAGAGCCGGCGGUGCCUCGGAGUCGCUGGAGAGGAGAGACGAGCACCGGGGCUCUUGAUGGAGGCAGAACAGACACCAAUGAGCAGCAGAAAAAAAACAGGUGGCGAGUGAGAUUUGAGAAGACUGCAGAGUUCCUAGCAGUCUGUGCUAGUGGUGACACCGAGGAGGCGAAGGUGAUGCUGGGAGAAGCAAGAGUGCAGAAUGGAGAGGAUGAUAUGGUUAACUGUGCCAACACAGAUGGAAUAACAGCUUUACACCAGGCCUGUAUUGAUGGCAGUAUGGAGAUGGUGGAAUUUCUUCUGUCUCGGGGUGCCAAUGUUAACCAGGUGGACAGUGAGGGUUGGACUCCUCUUCAUGUGGCUGCAUCAUGUGGAAACCUGGAGAUAACAGAAUUUCUGCUCAAGCAUGGUGCAUCUCUCUGCUCGGUGAACUGUGAUGGUGAUGUGCCAAUGGAUAUUGCAGAGGAUGAGGCCACAGAGACACUGCUGCAAGAACACACAUUGACACAGGAUGUGGAAGCAGCUAAGCGGGCAGAAGAGGAGUGGAUCAUGCGUGAUGCCCGCCACUGGCUCACAAGGGGGCUGCCUGCUAAUCUUUGCCACCCCCGGACUGGUGCUACUCCGUUACAUGUAGCAGCAGCUAAAGGAUAUUUGGAGGCCAUUAAAUUGUUGUGUCAGUGUGGUCUGGAUGUGAGUGCUAAAGACUAUGAUGGCUGGACUCCUCUCCAUGCUGCGGCUCAUUGGGGUCAAAGUGAAGCCUGUCGUCUACUUGCUGAGCAACUGUGUGACAUGGAGGCCCAUAGUAAUGGGGGUCAGACUCCAUUUGAUGUGGCGGAUGACAGUGUUGCGUCUUUACUGGAAGAACUGUCUCAAAGACAGGCUAAUUGGAGGACUGAACAGGCACUUAUUGAGCAGCAAAAUUCACAGAUUUCAAAUGCCAACACUGCAAACAAGAAACACAGGAGCUCUGUGUGCCGAAUGAGCAGCAGGGACAAAAUAUAUGUACAGGACCAGUCUAAGGAACGAGGGAUCUCAGGAGGCCUGGCACUCAACGAUAAGAGAGAAAGCAGCUCAGAAAGUUCAACAGUGUCGACACCAGAGAGCAUUGUUCCCUCUUCAGGGACCAUAGAGGAUAAAGAAGUCAAGGUGAAUGAUCAGGAGAGAGCGAGUCGCACAGCAGUUGUGCAGCCCACCCCUCAGAGGCAAGAGUCACCUGUUGAGAGCCCCACUAACGCCUCUAGUGAUGGAAGGAAGUAUCAGGCUCCAGUGAGAGACGAGGAGUCAGAGUUUCAGAGGAAAGCUCGCUCGCGUCUCAUGCGGCAGUCACGGCGAUCAACACAGGGAGUAACAUUGACAGAUCUUAAGGAAGCAGAACGGAUUAUUGUUAAGAGCAAUGAACCUCAGCACCUCAGUGUUCAGCCUGUGAGCCCCAACAUCACACUAACUCCAGCUGAGAAAGACACAGAGCCUGUGAAGGAAUUGGGAGAUGCAGAGACAAGACUGGGAGUGAGAGAUCGCAGGAAAGGGAGGAAAGAGAGACGCUCAACUGGUAUCGUUCAGCUGGCUGGAGAGAUGGAUGAUAUGGAUGCAAAUGAAGAUGCUGAACAAGACAACAGAACCAGUGAUCCCCAGUUGAACUAUUCCAGACACUCUUCUCUGGAUUAUAGUAAGUUGUAUCUGCAGGUGUUGCAAGAGAAUGGAGAUCUAAAAGAGAAGCUUCAAGAAACUCAGAUGCAGUUAAAUGAGAGUAAAGUUCAGCUGGAGAAACUCAAACAGAAUCAGGAGAAUGGAUCAAACAGACCAGCCCUGCUAGAGUUGGAGAGAUUUGAAAAGAAACUUCUUCAGCGGAGAGCUUCUGAGUUAGAAGAUGAACUCAAAGUGCUUGUGGAUUUGCGUGCUGACAACCAGAGACUGAAAGAUGAAAAUGCAGCUCUCAUUCGUGUCAUUAGUAAGCUGUCUAAAUGAAUCUCUGGGUUCUUUGGAUUUUUUUCCCCUGAAUUCCUAGGGAAAGUUGCCGUCCCAUUUUCUGCCCAAAGAACUGCACAGCAUGUUUCUUUCCCUCUCUCAUCUCUGGGACAUAUGCCCCAUGCCUGGGGUGGAUAAACUACUGUUGUUUAAAAGGAUAUGUACAUAUGUAAGGCCUUGUUUAGCUGCCACUCUAGACUCAUCAAAACUGUAAUUUCCGAUGACACAACUCAAAUCCAUCUGCUGUUCAGCUGCUCUAGAUUAUUGUGUUCAGCUCUGAUUCAGGGUGCUCUUGUAACCUUUGUAAUUUCUUUUGCGCAGUGUGCUUACUGUUUUUUUUUUUUUUUUUUUUUUUUAUAGCACAGAUAAGGCUUAUAGCUUUAAUGUUCCUUAAAAUUCACUUAGUUAAUGCCCUUAUUAAGCCCUAGACUGUGCUGCACUUAUGAGAAUUUUGAGUAAUUUGAAGUUUCAGUUCAGAUUCACUGUUCAGUUUCACUUAAAGACAGCUACUAUUGCAAUCUUUGCCUUUCAGCAGGUACCUCUAGAAACCUGCAAAAUAGAUCAAUUAAGAUUAUAUAAUAUACAGAAUAUAGAAUAUUGUUCAUUAAUAACAAAAAUGAUAUAUCACAGAUCAUAGAUAUGCAGUGUUAACAGAACAGGGUUAAUGUACGUUGAAAUAGAAAUUAAGUUUUAAUAUAUUUUCAUCUACGUUCAUAUUUGAAUGUACAUAAAGCACUGUUAAGAAGUAUCUAAUAUUUGUUUAAAGCUUAUUACUGAAAUUGCAGUGUAUAUUGAAAUUGCAGACUUAAUAUUUAAAUUGUGCUUUUUAAUGCCAUGGCAAUGUCAUUAUAAUUUUAGCUUAAAAAAUUAUUGUAAUAUUUCUUGAAAUGGUAAGCAAAAAAAGUAAGAACAAAUGUGCCAAACUGUAACGGCAUGCUCAGGGGUCUCUUAGUGAGACAGUAGAAGGUCUUGGGGUAAUGUGUCUCUUUCUCAUUAUGUAUCUGGAUUAACACUGUACUUUAGCUGACUACUGUUCUUUGGACCAAACAGGCAUUAGUAUGGAUAUAUUUCUCUAUCAUUGCAUAUUUAUGAAUAUAUUAUAUAUGAUGAAUUUUUAUGCUGAUGUGUUUUGCCAGUGGUGUAAUAUUUUUUUUUUAAUUAUAAAGAGACACACAAGUUUUUCUUUUUUACUGUGACUAUGAGUUUUGUCCUAAACCAAACUGGUGCCAUAGGUCAAAGCUUUUAAAGGUUUACCACUGUUUAUUUGUGUGUGUUUUUUUCUCUAAAAUUAUUGCUUACAGGACUUAGGCAUUUGUUCAUCCAGCAAGUGUAUUUUGCCAAAAAAAAUGUGCCUUUCUAUAUAUAUUUAGAUAGAUAGAUAGAUAGAUAGAUAGAUAGAUAGAUAGAUAGAUAGAUAGAUAGAUAGAUAGAUAGAUAGAUAGAUAGAAUAUGUCUCUGUUGCUUUGUUAAAAAUAUUGAGUCAGUUAUUCUCUCUGACCAAUAAAGAUCAUUGCAAAUGGUUGGGAAACAACCAUUAAAGCAAUCUGUGCACAAGUGCUUUUAUCUCUUGCAUAAAUAAAUAAUGUCUUGCUAGAUAUAA
Messenger RNA from Carassius auratus (goldfish), 3757 nucleotides. It is a transcript of the gene ppp1r12c, whose product is annotated as protein phosphatase 1, regulatory subunit 12C. Gene Ontology annotation, biological process: signal transduction. The record is from RefSeq and is a predicted model, not a curated record. The coding region runs from base 127 to 2157 and encodes 676 amino acids. Gene Ontology annotation, cellular component: cytoplasm. NCBI's taxonomy places the organism in Eukaryota, Metazoa, Chordata, Actinopteri, Cypriniformes, Cyprinidae. Gene Ontology annotation, molecular function: protein kinase binding; phosphatase regulator activity; enzyme inhibitor activity. The transcript has 21 exons.